Messenger RNA from Stegastes partitus (bicolor damselfish), 2252 nucleotides. It is a transcript of the gene chrna7a, whose product is annotated as cholinergic receptor, nicotinic, alpha 7a (neuronal). The record is from RefSeq and is a predicted model, not a curated record. The coding region runs from base 23 to 1549 and encodes 508 amino acids. NCBI's taxonomy places the organism in Eukaryota, Metazoa, Chordata, Actinopteri, Pomacentridae. Gene Ontology annotation, biological process: monoatomic ion transmembrane transport. Gene Ontology annotation, cellular component: postsynaptic membrane. The transcript has 10 exons. Gene Ontology annotation, molecular function: transmembrane signaling receptor activity; acetylcholine-gated monoatomic cation-selective channel activity.
UUCACUCCUCGCUCCGUUCAACAUGGACUUGCUGAAUUUUCUGCUUUUUGUUGCAGCCGCCGCCUGCACAGUGAAAGUUUCUCAUCAAGGUCCAAACCAGCGCAGACUGUACAAAGACCUGAUGACAAACUACAACCCGCUGGAGAGACCCGUCGCCAAUGACUCCCAGACUCUCACCGUUAACUUUGGCCUCACCCUCAGGCAGAUCAUGGAUGUGGAUGAGAAGAACCAGGUUUUAACAACCAACAUUUGGCUGCAGCUGUACUGGCAUGACAGUUACCUCCAGUGGAAUCCAGCGGACUAUCCAGGUGUGGCCAAUGUCAGAUUUCCCGACAAUCUCAUUUGGAAGCCGGACAUUCUGCUGUAUAACAGUGCAGAUGAACGGUUUGAUGCUACGUUCCACACCAACAUCGUGGUGAACUCCUCGGGCAACUGUUCCUACUUACCUCCAGGGAUCUUCAAGAGCACAUGCAGCAUCGACGUGCGCUGGUUCCCCUUCGACGUCCAGAAAUGCGAGCUGAAGUUUGGCUCCUGGACGUACGGAGGCUACGCUCUGGACCUGAAGAUGGUGGAGGCAGACAUCACCGACUACAUCGCCAACGGAGAGUGGGAUCUCGUCGAGGUUCCGGGGCGAAAGAACGAGCACAUCUACGAAUGCUGUGAGGAGCCGUACCCGGACGUCACCUUCACCGUGGUGAUGCGCAGACGGACUCUUUACUACGGACUCAACCUGCUCAUCCCCUGCAUCCUGAUCUCCACUCUGGCGCUGCUCGUCUUCCUGCUGCCUGCCGACUCCGGGGAGAAGAUCUCACUGGGUAUCACGGUGCUGCUCUCCCUGACUGUCUUCAUGCUGCUGGUUGCGGAGAUUAUGCCCGCCACGUCAGACUCGGUGCCUCUAAUAGCUCAGUACUUUGCCACUACUAUGGUCAUUGUUGGACUCUCAGUAAUCGCUACAGUUCUUGUCUUGCAAUAUCACCAUCAUGACCCCGAUGGGGGCAAGAUGCCCAAGUGGACCCGUGUGAUCCUUCUCAACUGGUGUGCCUGGUUCCUGCGCAUGAAGCGUCCUGGUGAGGAGCGAGUGCGCUCGGCCUGCCACAACAAGGGUCCUCGGAGCAGCCUGACCAGCAUGGAGCUCAACGCCAGCGCCUCCCAGUCCACCAACGGCAACAUGCUGUACGUGGGCGGCCGCGGCCUGGACGGCCUCCACUACUCCACGGCCGCCACCUCGCCCGACUCCGGGGUCCUCUGCGGACGGGUGGUGGGACGGGCUGGCGAGGAGGAGCUGCUCCUGCCCUCAGCUCAGAGCUCCUCAGCUGGAACCGUGGAAGUGGAGCUGGCCAAGAUCCUGGACGAGGUGCGCUACAUCGCCAAGCGCUUUCACAACCAGGACGAGGACGAGAGCGUGUGCAACGAGUGGAAGUUUGCCGCGGCUGUUAUCGACAGGCUCUGUCUCAUGGCUUUCUCCAUCUUCACCAUCCUCUGCACCAUCGGGAUCCUCAUGUCGGCACCCAACUUUGUGGAGGCCAUUUCGAAAGACUUUUUCAACUGAAGGCGUUAUUGGCAAAUAAAUGCUUCUACUUAAAAAGCCCAUACCAGUCACUUGCAAUUUGCAUUUAAAUUUGCUAAUCUGGGACUUAUAUAUCACCGAAUACCUGAAACAAAGUCAAAUUCAGGCCUGGUAAUAAAAGGUUCAUGCAUUACAUUAUAUUUGUGAGAAUGAGCUUUUGUGUUUUAUAUCAAACAGCCCAACAUACUGGAGAAAAAAAAACUCUGAUUCCCUUUUACUCCAGCUUACAAAGCUUUGUUUAAGUGGUUUUAUUUGCUAACUUUCAGAGAAUGCAGCUGUGGUUUGUUACGUAGUGUGACUUGUGUAUUCUAUAACCUCACUAAAAUAUCACUAAAAUCUAUUAUAUAGACAAAACAGCUACAGGCUCUUGUAUUGACAUGUAUUUGUUGUAUCAAAUAAUUACUGCUAUAUCUAAAGCAAUGUUGUGACGUUGUUAUUCACCUGUGUGUAAGUGCAGAUUAUUGGUAAUUACUGUGUUAUAACCCGACACCUCAGUUUAACAAUGCUUUAUUAUCAUGUUCUCACUGACUCCCGUUUAUUAGAACAUUCUGUGAAGAUAAAGAAUUACUGUGAGGUCAAAAAUGGCCUGUUUUCUUUUUAUAUUGGUUUCAGUUUUGUUUGUUUCUGUUCUUGUUCACGCUGAUGUUUCACAAAUAAAUGUAUUCUUUCUAUUCUGGACAGCAGA